CCUCACCCGGCCCAGCGCCCGCUGGAUCUCGCGAGAUCUCUUCCCGCGCUGCUGUUUCAUUUGGCGCCAGGCCGCGGCCAAUCGUGGUUGUCUCCAAAGCGGGCGCGCGCGCGCGCCGCGGCCGGUGUGGAUCUCAUUUGCAUGCAGGGCGCGCUGCGGGUUGUGGCGUAGAGCCGUUCUCCCGCCCGCUUGCCGGGGUGUGAUUUGCAUCUCAUUUGCAUGCAGCGCGGCGGCGCGGAGCCAUGGCGGCAACGUACCGGCACGGCGGCAGAGCCGGGGCCCAGCGGGGAGGGGAGAAGAAGUGCUCGUGGGCAUCCUACAUGACCAACUCGCCCACCCUCAUCGUGAUGAUCGGGCUGCCAGCCCGGGGGAAGACCUACAUCUCCAAGAAGCUGACUCGCUACCUCAACUGGAUCGGGGUGCCCACCCGAGUGUUCAAUUUAGGGGUGUAUCGCCGGGAAGCUGUCAAGUCCUACAAAUCCUAUGACUUCUUCAGGCAUGAUAACAAGGAAGCGAUGGAGAUCCGCAAACGAUGUGCCUUGGUGGCCCUACAGGAUGUGAAGGCGUAUCUCCUGGAGGAGUGUGGCCAGAUAGCUGUGUUUGAUGCAACCAACACGACUCGAGAAAGACGGGACCUGAUCUUAAAUUUUGCUAAGGAAAAUGCUUUCAAGGUGUUCUUUGUGGAAUCCGUGUGCGACGAUCCGGAGGUCAUUGCUGCCAACAUCCUGGAGGUGAAGGUCUCCAGCCCUGAUUACCCUGAAAGAAACAGGGAGAAUGUGAUGGAUGAUUUCCUGAAGAGGAUCGAGUGCUACAAGGUCACGUACCAACCCCUCGAUCCUGAUGAGUACGACAAAGAUCUUUCCUUCAUUAAAGUGAUCAAUGUGGGACAGCGGUUCCUAGUGAACAGAGUCCAAGAUUACAUCCAGAGCAAAAUCGUCUAUUACCUAAUGAACAUCCACGUGCAGCCACGCACCAUCUACCUCUGCCGGCACGGUGAGAGCGAGUAUAACCUCCUUGGCAAGAUUGGAGGGGACUCUGGGCUGUCGCCACGUGGCAAGCAGUUUGCACAGGCGCUGAAGAAGUUCAUUGAGGAGCAGGAGAUUGUGGAGCUGAAGGUGUGGACCAGCCAGCUGAAACGCACCAUCCAGACUGCUGAGUCUCUGGGGGUCACCUAUGAGCAAUGGAAGAUCCUCAACGAGAUCGAUGCUGGGGUGUGUGAAGAAAUGACUUAUGCAGAGAUCGAAGCCAAAUACCCCGAGGAGUUUGCCUUGAGGGAUCAGGAGAAAUACCUCUAUCGCUAUCCUGGAGGAGAGUCCUACCAGGACUUGGUUCAACGCCUGGAACCUGUAAUUAUGGAGCUGGAGCGGCAGGGCAACGUCCUCGUCAUCUCCCACCAGGCAGUGAUGAGGUGCCUCCUUGCUUACUUCCUGGAUAAGAGUGCAGAUGAGCUGCCCUACCUGCGUUGUCCCCUGCAUGCCAUCCUCAAGCUCACCCCAGUUGCCUACGGUUGUAAAGUGGAGACCAUCACCCUGAAUGUGGAAGCGGUGAACACCCACCGGGACAAACCUUCCCUCAACUCAAGCCGCCUUCCCACAAGCCAGAGCCCAGGCAGGAUGAGGAGGAGCAGCCUGACGCCGCUGGCCAGCACGGCCACAGAGCAGCGCCCGCGGCAUCACAGCGUUGGGAGCGGCCCCACUGACCUGCAGGUUCGAGGUGCAGCUGCUCAGCCCCGGCUGCAGGCCACUGUCCAGCCUCAAGUGGGAAAUGCUUGCCUGUGAGUACCACUGAGAGCAGCUUGUGUGCAUUCUGUUGUGCUUUAAGGCUGGCUGGCCUAGAGGUGUAGGGCUGCAUUUGGACAGCAGGAGCCCAAUGAUGCCACCAGGGAGCACAGUGAGCGGUGCCUUCCUGCAGCCACCCCGUCCUUGUGAGCACUCAGUGUCUGCCAUGGCACUGCACAGAACUCCCUGCGAAGAUUUAUCAGCUGCUUUUAACUUGUGUGUGUGUGUGUGAGCAGCAGGACAUGUGAGCAAGCUGUCCCCAUGCUUUGUGUGUGCUGCUCAAGGCCUCCUCUGUGCCUCUCCCUGCUUGCUGAAUCAAUUGUUCUUUGGAAGAUGUUCUCAUCAGACCCCGUUCCCAGGUUUUAUUCAGUAUUUACCAUCUCUGAGCUCAGAGUUACUCAGUGCAAUGUAACAAGCAGAAGCACUCCAGGUAUUGCUUGUCUUCUAUGGCUGUUGCUUUGAAUCCCCAGACUUGAGCCUCUUGCUUUGCUUUGGGAAGGGUUUGACCCACACAGACAAGGACAUGGAUGUGACCAUUGCAAUCUGGGAGCAGCCAAGCUGCAUUUGGGCUCAAACCCUGCUUUGUCCUUCCACUGCUGCACACCUCACCCUGUUUUCCUUCCUCCUGGGCUUUGUGGAUGCUUUUCUCUUGCAGCAGAAAUUCCUCACUCUGCAUUGCACUGCACCAUUUCCUUCCUGCAUUCCACGCUUCCUAUCCUGUUCCCUUUACCUUAGCCAAAACCUCUCACAAUAAGCAUCUAUGUUGAGAUAGUUUUUGUUGUCUGAAGGUAGUGAGGGGUCUGGGCUGUGGGUGAGGUGACGAGCAGCAAUGGGGCCGUUAUGUGUGUGUGAUAUUAUUUUGCUCAUUAUCUCUUGUACCAGAUUUUAGACCCACAGCACUAUUCUGUACUCACUUAUGAGUAAGCUGUGAACGUUGCUGAUGUAAUGCUGCCUUUUGUGGAGCUGAAGCUGUUGUAGUUCUUAGGGCAGUGGUGGUUCACUCCUUCAGUGCUGGCUGCUUGUUAUUGGGGUGCCCUGCCAAGAGGUGGGGUGAUGACACCCCUGAAUGUUCACUUUUCUCUUAUGAGUUCUUUGCCAAACUCCAUUAUCUCUCACUCCUCAUGUCCCCCUUGAAAUUAGGGCAAGACUAUCAGGUUUGCAGCCCCGAAAUAAGGUGAAGAAAUGGGCAUUUGGGGUUGAGCAGGAGGCUGUUACAGACCUACUCUGUCCAAUGACUCCAGGAUCUGUAACUAUGGGACCUAGGCUGUGUGUAUUAAGUGUGUAAAUCAGUGCCCACCCAUAGAUACAUGAGCUCCAUGCUCUGCCUGUGCUCAGUGGGCUGAGGUUUACCUGUGUUGUAAACACUCCCAGAGCUUUAAUUCUCUCAAGCUGAGAUAAGAGCCACAGCAAAUGCAUCCCAAACCCUUCAGGAUGUGCAGUCUGCUGAAGUUUUGUGUUGAUCUUAAGCAGUUCUGCUUGAGAGGGAUGAAAUUCAGGGGGGUAAAAAAACCUGAGUUUUAUUUCUUUUACUCCUUAGGUUGUUCCCACUGAGCAGUCGUCCUUGUUUUACUGUUUGUUAGAAAUAAGCCAGGGCUUGGAGGGGAAAGGGAAGGGGAAACAAAGAGUUGAAGGAAUAGUUCUAUAGGCUCCAUAGCACAGCAGUGAGCCUCCAACGCACAAACAUGCUGGGAUGGGUUGGCUGCAAGAGGCCACCAGCAGAUGCCUACUGUGAGCUGUUCACGCACAACAUGCUGUAAUAACUAGACACAGUGAUAAGGAGUUAGCUGUAUGCGUGUCAUUGAGGAGCUAAAGGCUGUAAAGAGGCAUAGCUGUUUUAUUUCCCCCUGCCAGAAUUCAUGAGUGUUGGUAGAUGUCAGUUUUUAACUGCUGCUUAAUGUCUGCCCUGCAUUGAUGGGUGGCUGUGGGUUCCUGUGCUUCCCAGCUGUGUGCUGGUGCUGGGACAGCCAUCUGCAGUGGUCAGACCAUCCCUCGAUGCUUUAAGCCAAAGCAUAGCUUCUCCUCCUGCAUCUUAAUACAUGCCUCUGUAAGGCAGAGCAGUGGCAAAUUCAUGGUGACCAUGCAGGUGAAUGGGAGGUGAUGGCACAAGGUGCUGCAUGUCCCAGGUGAGUCUCUGCUUGUGCUGGGUGCCAGGAGCUUCCUUGAAACCACCUGACUGCCCUGGCACUGCUCGUGCAAACAGGCCAGGAUAAAUAAGGGUUGCACAAUUUACCUGAAUUUAGGAUUAACUCUGUAUGACUGCUGGUCAUACAGAGCUGCAGUGUUGGGCUGCAUUCAAAGCACUCCAGUAGCUCACUAAGGGCUGAAUGUCCAGCUGUGGGCUUGCCUGUUUUGUGAGCAUUGCACCAACACCAGAUUUUACUCCUGUAUCUCUUUGAUUUCUAUUUCCAUCCGCUUUUGAUGGUGCUCUGUGCUGGUCUCAGGGCGCUGCUCUGCAUCGCUGCUGCUUGCAAACUGCAUCCUUGUGCUGUGCGUGGGGAGGGUGAUGUUUUGUGUUCCGUGCAGCUCUGCUGUGUUACUGCUUUCUAAUGGUCUUUUUUUUCCCCUAGGUUUUAAAAAGAAAAGCAAUGUAUGCAGAGUUGUGUUGUGUACUCUUUGCACUUAUACGCACAAUUAGCCCGUGAGCGUUGAUUUACAAUAUAGAGAUUUUAAAGAUACAA
Messenger RNA from Coturnix japonica (Japanese quail), 4456 nucleotides. RefSeq names its product 6-phosphofructo-2-kinase/fructose-2,6-biphosphatase 2 (gene PFKFB2). Gene Ontology annotation, molecular function: ATP binding; 6-phosphofructo-2-kinase activity; fructose-2,6-bisphosphate 2-phosphatase activity. The record is from RefSeq and is a predicted model, not a curated record. NCBI's taxonomy places the organism in Eukaryota, Metazoa, Chordata, Aves, Galliformes, Phasianidae. Gene Ontology annotation, biological process: fructose metabolic process; fructose 2,6-bisphosphate metabolic process. Gene Ontology annotation, cellular component: cytosol.